Molecule: messenger RNA, 2420 nt
Organism: Vitrella brassicaformis
Lineage: Eukaryota; Vitrellaceae
Source: the annotation of a GenBank genome assembly
GCGAAUCACACGUGUUGAGCACUCAAGUGUGUUUUCUGAGUGUCUCAGCCAGACACAUCAUGCAGCACGCAGUCGGCAAGCUGGCUGUGCCAAAAAAGAAACCGAUUCCCUUUCCCAAUCGCAGGCAGCCAGUUUAUCACCCGCAUCGUUACAGACAGACACACAGCUCAACGGAAAGGAGGCCCACACCCUUGAUUGAGUCCAGGCAGAGAGUCUUACUCACUUCAUCGAUGGCCGCCAGUCGAAGCUCCUUUCUCACUCAGUGUCAGGCACCGCAUCGAGAAGCAGAAGAGAGCAGACAGACAGGGAGGGAGGUAGCCAGCCACCCCCACACACAGGCUACCUGCCCAACGAGAAACAGACUCCCAAACCACUGUCAUCCCAGCAGCAGCAGCAGCAGCCAUCAUCCGUCAGUUUCCCCACCGUGUUUGCCCUCCCGCCUGUGUGUGUGGGUGGCUGGCCACGCUGGAGGGGCUCAUUGACGGCUGCUGCUGAUGCUGCUGCUGCAAACUGAUGUAGCCCACCUGCACAUAAACGACGCGCAGGUGAUGCUGGCUGCCUGUGAAAACCAGGCCUUAUAUUUGCUCACUGAUGUCGUUGUGUCCGCCGCACUCUGCUGCACCAAGGGGGUCGUCGGCGCCGCAGAAGGUGCACUAGGUGGAAGAGGAGGCGGGUGCUGCGGCAUGUCUUCGUCAGGCCCCCAUUCACGGAGCGCCGCCACCGCCUGACCCACCUGAACGACAACAACACGGGACAGAAGAGAACAGGACAGACAACGAUGGAUGGCCAUCCGUUUCCGCUCUGGUGCUGCCUGUGAGUCGUUCAGUGAUAUGCGCGCCUCACUCACUCACCAGUUGUUGCUGCUGUGUCAGCAACAUCUGCUGCGCCGUCUGAACUUGAGCCCAGUACUGCACACAACACACACACGCACAACACGCACGCACACAGACACAGAGGGUGGUGCGAAUGUGACUGUCCAUGUGUGUAUUUGGAGACGUACUUUCAUCGCUGGCUGCAUUGCCACUAUCUGCUGCUGCAGUCCCGCGAUGUGCUGCUCCAUAGCGCAGAUCUGCUGCCGCAGCUGGGCCUCUACCUGCUGGAGUUGGCGGAUUUGCAGGUUUUUGUCGGCGAUCGCGUUGGUCUUGGCCUUGAGCUGCCGCUCCUUUUCCAGAUCGGCCUGGUGUGCGGCCCACCAGGCGGCUUCCAGCUUCAGAUACGCCUGAAACAUACACCAAACAGCACCACUCAUUAUGAGUCAUCGCUAUAGUUGUUUCUAGUUGCCGAAGCUAGGUGGAUUACCUCUCUGUGGAAGCGAAGCUUGGCGUCCUUGGCCCAGAGGAGUCUCGCCGCCUGCCCAGGGUCGCCAGCCGCUUGGCGCAGGUCGUCGACCAGAUGCCGAAGAUGGUCGAUCUCCUCGUUCUUGUGCAGCACCAGCUGCCCCAAACCAGCCGGGUGCUGCUCCGUCAGCAUCUGGUCGAGGUGGGCUAUCCUGGCAUUCAUGUCGCUGCGCAUCUUCACGUACACCUCUAUGUGGCGGUCGUGGAUGGACUUCUCGACGAACUCGCCAACUGACACACAAACCGGCAAGGGCGCGCACACACACACACACACACAACAGGUGGGUUGAGGUCAGGUGUUGUGUUGUCCUGUCACUGUCGUACCGGUGUCCACUGUGACGCUGGUGGGAUGCACGUUGCCAUACACCCACACCCGGGCUUUGGCCGUGCCGUCUGAGCAAAGAAAGGCACACACAAUCGCAACCACACAUCAUGCAUGAUGUGAGCAGCCAAUACCAACCGGUCUGGGCAACGUCAUCGGCCGUGUCGGGAAUGGCGGACACCUCAGCCUCAUGGAUGUCAGCUGGGCCAUCUGCGAGAGAAACACAAACAAACAGCCACAAAUCAGAGGUCUGCCUGUCCCCUGGAACAUACUCUUCAAGAAUGCGUACCUUCAGCAGCGGCAGCCUCCUCCUCGUCCUCCUCAGCAGCUCCCUCAGCAGCAGCAGCCCCUCCUCCCUGGCGUGUCCCUGAAGACGCACACAGGUAGAAGAAACACCGUAUGCAUCUAUGGUGUGUUGGUUGCUUGACCCAUUCACUCCUCGAUGAGUGAGGGUGAUCUUUCUUACCCUUGAUUUCCUUGAUGAUCUCGUCAACCAUGGUGGCCAUGACCACCCCCACGAGGACGAUGAAGGGGCAGCCGACAACGCCCAUGCCGAAGCCGUACGCCAUGGCCGCCCCGACGCCGCCUGCCGCCCCGGACAAUCCAGCCACGCCGGCUGCGCCCGUGGCUGUGGUGAGGACAAAGGGCAUGAUGCUGAUCUGUCGUCGGUGCCAAUGCUCUUUCUCGUCGUCCUUUCUUUCUCCCUCUGGUGAGCUAAGCUCGCAGAAGGCGAUCGCUUUUGUAGCUCGCACCUGUUGCAU